Hyaloscypha bicolor E is the source of this 2694-nucleotide messenger RNA. RefSeq lists its product as uncharacterized. Gene Ontology annotation, molecular function: protein binding. The coding region runs from base 1 to 2694 and encodes 897 amino acids. The record is from RefSeq and is a predicted model, not a curated record. The transcript has 2 exons. Lineage: Eukaryota; Fungi; Ascomycota; Leotiomycetes; Helotiales; Hyaloscyphaceae.
AUGCCGCCGCCGCACCGCUUUCUGGCUUCCAGACUUCAAGGUUAUGUGUGCAGAGCAUGCCUCUCUAAAUCACAGGUCACUCUACGACAACAGCCAAUAUGGUUGUCUCGAAAUGCCACAGAUGGCCGAUGGCCUACAAUAUUGAAAGGGGCCAGCCAGCAAGUCGAUCCGCAAGAACCAGAAAUCAAAUUGUUCGAACAGACGCCAGAUGGCACGCGAGUGGAAGUUCAUGCUGACCUUUUGAACGGAAUCGAGGGCAAACUUCGGGGCUACGAUGAGGAGAACGGCCACUCUAUUGAAGAAUUGGUCGGCCCUGUCGAUUUCGAGAGCUUCCUAGAUGGUGAUGGCCAGCACUACUCAUAUGAUCCUAAACUUCGCGAGUCUAUGGACGCCAUGACCAAGGAGACGGAGGAACUGGAAGCUCUGGUUGAAAAGCUGGAAAACAUCGAUUUCGGUACUUUGUCCGCCGAGGAUCGAGCCAAACUUCGGGAGGAGCUCUUGCAGACUGCUACGACUGAUGGAUCCCCCACUGAAGGUAUCCCUGAGGCGGCUCCAUCUCCUGCACCUAGUUGCGAAAGUAUUGCUCUAUCUACAAGAGUUAACCUCGUUCCAAUCCCUAUCGAGCCGUUCGCGAAAGAACAUCGCCCUCAUAUCGCAAGAUUAAAUCGGGCUUUAGUUCGCAAUCGGAAGACAGCAGGGCGUGCCCUCGCGUCUCGUUCAAUCAACAGAGAUCCUGCGAAAUAUCUCUGGAAAACCUAUUUGCUGUGUCGAAACGCUAUGAGAUCCUCCCCACACGCAAUACCUCCACGACUCUGGGACAUCCUCUGGGAGAUGUUCAAUACGGGUAAUGGAAGCAACAUGGAUAGAAUGCGGCGCAUUAAGGUCAUAGGAGAAGACAUGAGGAGCGCCGGUAUCCACCUAAGCUCUCCUCGAAUGCUGCUGUAUUUGGAGUCUAUAUUUAUUUCUGGUGACAGAAAUAUUGCUUUCAAGGAAUGGGAAGCUAUUGGAUAUUUGCCAAAAGACCAAAUACCCUUCAAAGAAUAUUAUGAACUUGGUAUUCGGAUGUUCUGUCAAGUUGGCAAUGUCGAACAAGCCUUGCGAGUUGCGGAAAUAUGUCUACACCGCAGCCAGGACCCGAGCCGCUUUCGGGUACUCCUUCCGGUCAUUCAGACAUAUCUGAAUUUGAAAGGAGAAUAUUCGGUCCAACGUGCUUGGGCCUUGUACAUCCGGAUGAAUUUCCAUUUUGGCCCUCAGAUGACAAUGGAAGAUUACGAUGCAGUUAUAGAUAUUUUCAUUACUGCUAAUCAGCUGGACCUUGCAUUAGGUGUUUUUAAGGACAUGAUGCUCACUGGGAGCACAUCUGCAGCUGAGCAGAAUUCGACAGCACAGUAUCGAAAGGUUGUGGGUGUGGAUCAAUUGAGCGAAGUCGCCAUUCAGAAUCGCGAAUUGAAUUGGGAAGAUCCUCGAGCACUUGUUAAUCUCCCAGCUCAAUUCAACAACAGGUUCUUCUUUGGUAGCUGGAUUAAGAAGCUCAUUGGCGAUCAACGACUUGACGCCGCCAAGCAAGUCUUUGACCUUAUGCAAACACGUCGAAUUAAGCCAGAUAGCAGACACAUGAACGGACUGAUCGGCGCCUGGUUCCGACACGGGUACGAGAGAAGUCAAAAUUUGGCAGAAGAUAUGGCGUGGAGGAUGAUUCGUACAAGACUCGACUUCGUCAAAGCCCGCAAUGCAGCUGCAGCAUACGAUCUCGAAAAUUCUACUAGGGUGGUCGAAACACGCGAUCUGCCAAGCAGCAAACCUCUUGUCUUUAUCCCAUCCGCCACAAUAGAGACGUUCGCGAUUCUCAUAACGGAAUACCGGCGGCGAGAGAAACCAGCUCUUAUUUCUGAUCUUUUAGAUGCGCUGAGACAUGCUCGGAUCCGGCCAAAUCCGUUUUUUAUGAAUGAGUUACUAUUGUGGCACGGCCGGAUUCACCGCACAGGCUGGGCAUGGGAUACUUACUACUCUUUGUCGAGGGAAUUUGGUGUUCAGCCCGACUUCAAAACAUAUCAGAUCCUCUGGAGGCUUUUGAAGAGCGCACUCGAUCCUGUCAGAACGUCAUCCUCUAAGCAACAGCCAGAAUCCUUCAUUACCUGCAGAAAACUUUUUGCUGACAUGAUGGAACGAGGAGGCAAAGAAGACCUUCCUCAAGAAGUAUACGAUUUGAUUAUUUUGAGUUUCAGUCAGGCGUUCGACCAGACCGGGACGGCAGUAGCUUUGCGGGCACUGCAACAACGCUUCGGCAUGUAUCCUACUGGGCAGACAACCCAAACCAUCGUGUUGCAAUUGGCCCGACUUGGCCUUACGGACGAUGGUGGAAUUAAACCAAAGCGUCUCAAUCUACAGUCACCUUUUACUCGAGAAAGAAUCGCCAACGUGAUGACGAUUUUAGAGAAGUUCAGGGAGCAGCGAGUCGAGGUCUUGUCCCAGCAGGGAAUUGCGUUUGACGAGCUGCAAGGCGAUGCUAAAGCGGAGGAGAUGUUGCUCUUACUGUCAGACCUGCUCCGGUAUGUGGCUGACGCGAGGCUUACAGGAGAACAAAGGCAUAAUUACAAUGCCGCUAUAGCUUCUAAGACCGCUGCUGAAGAGAUGGGGGUGCCUGACUGUGCGCCGUGGGUGGCUUACAAUCAGGGUGAAAUAGAGGUCGUGUAG